CAAGUCGCUCCCUCAGCCAAGCGGACUACUUCCCUGUAGGUCGGCCUGAAGACCGCCACCCUGGAAGAGUGCUUGCUUGGCUGGGUGUUCCGUUUUUCCUUCAUCAUUUUUCCUUCACUUAAAUCUACUCAGUCUCCCCACUGUGCAGUAACCUAUUUAUGUUGCCGCUCCUUGCGGAACCUUUAUGACGUCGGAACCCAAGCGCAGUAGGGCGCGGGCGGCUGGAGGACUGCUUUGGCAAAGGACAACCAGUUAUCUGUGGCGGGUUGGUCGGCACAGUUCCGGUGAGAGAACGCGGCAGUGAGGACUUCGGCUUUGGUUCCUGAAAUGCAUCGUCCGAAUUUUCGACCCCCGACCCCUCCUUACCCAGCCCCGGGUGUAGGAGGUUGGGGUGGCGGGAGCGGCUUCCGGGGUACCCCGGGCGGGGGCGGACCACGGCCGCCCUCCCCUCGGGACGGGUACGGGAGCCCGCACAACACGCCGCCUUACGGGCACCGGUCUAGGCCCUACGGAAGCACCCACUCUCCGCGACACGGCGGCAGCUUCUCGGGGGGCCGGUUCGGGUCACCGUCUCCUGGCGGCUACCCUGGCUCCUACUCCAAGUCCCCCGCGGGGUCCCAGCAGCAAUUCGGCUACUCCCCGGGGCAGCAGCAGACCCACCCCCAGGGUUCUCCAAGGACAUCCACACCAUUUGGAUCAGGGCGUGGUAGAGAAAAAAGAAUGUCUAAUGAGUUGGAAAGUUAUUUCAAGCCUUCAAUGCUUGAAGAUCCUUGGGCUGGCCUAGAACCAGUAUCUGUAGUGGACAUAAGCCAACAAUACAGCAAUACUCAAACAUUCACAGGCAAAAAAGGAAGAUACUUUUGUUAACAUUUCUGAAAUUCAACUGGAAGCUUCAUGUGUCAGGAACAUCUUGGACAAAACUUUUACUUGUGAAAAUAAGUUGAACCCAAAGAUGUUGAUUUUGAAUAAUUAGUAGGGUCUUGAUAUUUUUCAUUAUAUCAAGUGUUGUUAUUAGAGAAGAAUGUAGGAUAAUUUUCAGUAUUUAGUUCUCUGAAAGUGCCUAUCACAUUUAGACUUACAAUUUCAAUAUAUUUAACAUUCCUGGUUAUAUAAUGGACAUUUGUCUUUUAAAUGUUUUUCUAAUGUUUUAAAAUAAAACAUUUUGUCUUUCUA
Molecule: messenger RNA, 1173 nt
Organism: Marmota monax (woodchuck)
Lineage: Eukaryota; Metazoa; Chordata; Mammalia; Rodentia; Sciuridae
Gene: Mplkip
Product: M-phase specific PLK1 interacting protein
Exons: 2
Coding region: 328-867 (179 amino acids)
Cellular component (GO): midbody; nucleus; centrosome
Source: RefSeq, a predicted model, not a curated record